GGUCUGCAGAAACUAGCCUUGUUGUGCAAUGCAGCUUUUUGGAUACAGAAGCUUGUCUGCUUUGCAGCAGCAGCACAUGGUGUAGUGUUAACAUCUGUAAGACAUCCCGAGGCAGCACGUUAGUGCAAAAAGUGGACAAGUUGAGAAGAAACAUCUCUUUCAGUCUCCUUCCUUUUCCUCUUGCUUUGUGCUGCUGUUGGAACAAGAAUGGGUCAACUGUGUGGACGAUGCAUGCAGCUGCUGCGGGACUUCGUGGCUUUUGUUCGGAGAAUGUCUUCGGACUUGAUGGAGGGCAUCAAGGAAUGCUUAACUCUGAUAAGCAAAUGCCCCUGCUUAAAACAAAACAACUCUAAAGCCAGACAGCUGUACAAGCCCAUCCUGCAGCCUCAUGAGAGGGUAACAGCACAGGAGUUUCUGCAGCAUAUUGAAACAGGUUUUGAAAUGUCACCACUUGGAAAGGACCCUCUGGAAGCCUUGAGGACCUUAGCCUAUUCAGAAAACCCAGGUUUACAGCAGUCUGCUGCCCUCUAUUACUUGCAUAUGAGUCAGCACAUGAACAUCCCCCUGCCUGUGGAGCAUCUGGAACCCUUCUAUGCCUUACUGCGGUCUGCUGACCUGGAGGUGCAGCAGAUGUCUUCCUUGUCCCUUGUCAACUUCUUGCUGGAAGGACAUGUUGACAAAGAAUUAGUUGUCCAGAUGGGUUUACUUGAGCCAAUUCUGGAUCUACUUGAGUCAGAGGAUCCCACUGUCCAGUGUAAUUCCUGUGCCUGCACCAUGACUUUGGCUGUUUUAGAGUCCAACCGAGAGGCUAUUGGUGCUGCUCGAGGAGUUACACCCCUACUGUCUCUUGCCAAUUCCUCUGAUCCUAGAGUCCAACAAAAUGCAGUUGGUGCUAUUCUCAACCUCACACAAUCAGAGAAGAUCCAACAGGUCCUAUGCAAGGAAGGAGCCCUACCAGUUCUUGCCUUGCUGCUGGAAUCUCCUGACUCAGAAGUGCAGUAUUACAGCUGUGCUGCCCUAAGCAACAUAGCAGCCAAUGUUCAGCACCACGAAGCCAUGCUGAAACCCAGCAACAGGUUCCUGCUGCAGACACUCAUCUCUCUCCUCUCCUCUUCUGUGGACAAGGUUUCAAGCCAGGCAUGUGUUUGCCUAAGAAAUUUGGCUACCAGUGCAGACAUCCAGGCCGAGAUGGUUGCUGAGGACGUCCUGCCCAAGCUGUGCUCCCUCCUGGCAUCUGGCAGCGAGGACGUACGUCACGCCUCCAUCGCUCUGCUCUGGAUACUGUCCCAGCACCCGCACAACCAGGACACUCUGGCAUGUGCUGAGCUACUACAGAGCCUGGGCAUGCUACUGUCAGCGCAUAAAACAGACCCUGUGAUUGUUGGCCAUACUGCUUGUAUCAUCAAAAACCUGAGCCUUUCCAAAAACAGACAGAGAAUCGUCGAGAGCCCAUGUGUCGAAGGUCUCCUCCAGACCAUGCUUUCUACCGACACUCAAGAAGACUCUCUUCAUUAUGUGACAUCUUGCCUUGCUGAGCUAGCAAAGCAAGAAGUAGCCACUUUACGCAUGGUCCAAUGGAUGGAUGAACCCCUGACAAAGUGCUUGGUGAGACUGGCUGGCCAACUGGAACAUACUGAGCCAUCCUUUCAAGCUGCCUCCAUCAUCCAGCACAUGAUAGGUCACGAAAAAAUGAGGCUUUUGCUGAAGCAUCACGUUGGAGAGAUUCAGGACUACCUCAAGAACUUUCUCACCCACCAAGAGAUCCGCUUUCAGCAGCUGGGCAUCUCCACGCUCUGCAGACUGCGAGAAGAUCCAGAAUUUUCAUUAGCAUUCAGAAAAAGCCAAAUGGCCAAACUCCUUGAGCGAGUCCGUCAACAAACAGAAGAAACUCAAGAGCUCCUUAGGGCAGCCAUUUGCCACGAUGACAGUUAACAUUUAAGCCACGUGGCUUAUGAAAACUUACCAGAUCCAAGAGCCUGAACUUUCAGAGAAAACAAUUCUUUUCUUUGGUUACUGUAGUUAAAGUUUUCCUGCUAUUUGCAGUUUCAUCAUCCAUCUCAAAAGAGAUGUUCCAGUAACAAGAAUCGGAGCAGGUCAAAAGGCAAUCCCUUGAACACCUUGGCUGGCUGCUUAAGGGUGCUUGAGGACUCUGGCUGCAUUCCUUCCGACGGUUUGGAGAACACCAGUUACGCUUGGCUAAUCCUCCGGGGUUUGGUUUUCGUUCCUCACCACCCCCUCCAAAAAAACAGCGCUGUAUUCAUGAGGUUUUAUUCAUGUAACAGGCUGAUUCUAUGGAAGAGGCAUCUCUCAAGUACGCAUUCAUCUUUAUUCUACUUCUGUUCCAUGUCCCUUAUUUCAGGAAACACUCCAGGGACUUGACUUUUGAAAAUAACUCAAUUAACACAUAGUAUAUAAAAGUAAAAAAUUACUAAGAGGUUACUACAGGAAGUAACUGCUGAGGGACAACUCAGAGAAAUUGCAACAAAUUUGUAAGAAACAGUGGGGCAAGCCUUAGGCCUGAUCCUUGUGUACACUGUAGGCACCACAGUCCAGCAGAAAAGCAAAGGCACAUUGACAGAGGGAAGUGGUGCACAGAGCAUAUUCAGAAUAGAGCAACUACCAUGAAAGAUUUGGGUGAGAAGUGUUGGAAUACAGAAAUCUCCGUUCUGCAAAUGGUAAAUUAUUUCCAAAGGUACUCACAACAGGGAAAAAGUGAACAAAUCUGGAAAAAUUAGGAAUCGAUCUUAUAUUUUGAUAUUGAUAUUUCAUUUUAAAAGCAGUUAAAGAGCAAAAAAAAAAGAAGUAGUGGUAUGUUUAAAUUCAACUACUUUUCUUACAUGUGUACAGGAUACUGAACAACCACCCCUUUCCUCUCCUCCAGAGGGAAAAUCUGUCUCACAGACCUUUUAAGCCAAUCAGAACAGUAUUUUUCAGGAAAAAAUUGUAGCACAGAGCCUUGAAAUUAUGGGUUACUAGUUUUUUAAUAUGGGUUUUAAUUUGUAAGAGAAUAGUAAUCUAAUAAUCAUCAUCUGUUAGUAAUCCAGUUCCACCUUUGAUCAAUACACUUGGUUUUAAAUACAAGAAUCUGGCUGGAGCUUCAUGUUGAACUGGCUGGAAUACUGAAAUUUUGGAACCGUUCUUCUGGAAAGACAUCUGCGCGCAGGUAGCACGGUUUCUUAUGAAAACAUUUCUGAAGAGUUUCCUGUCUUUUGAGGUGCUUCUGACCAUGCUACAACUCUUGCAUGCAUGUAGAGCUUUAGAGCUGCUACUGGCUACAAACAUGGAAUAAAAGUGAGAUUAAAACAAUA
Molecule: messenger RNA, 3308 nt
Organism: Tyto alba (common barn owl)
Lineage: Eukaryota; Metazoa; Chordata; Aves; Strigiformes; Tytonidae
Product: vacuolar protein 8
Exons: 14
Coding region: 208-1932 (574 amino acids)
Biological process (GO): nucleus-vacuole junction assembly
Molecular function (GO): protein binding; protein-membrane adaptor activity
Source: RefSeq, a predicted model, not a curated record